Molecule: messenger RNA, 2947 nt
Organism: Phymastichus coffea
Lineage: Eukaryota; Metazoa; Arthropoda; Insecta; Hymenoptera; Eulophidae
Exons: 5
Coding region: 196-1152 (318 amino acids)
Source: RefSeq, a predicted model, not a curated record
GGAGUUGCGUGACUUUAAAGUGAGUGAAAACACGUUGCCUUUACAUGACUACCUUGACGCCAAAUGAUACACCGAAAAGUUCGCGACAACAACGAGUUCAAAAACACCAAGUGCCGGUUACAAGACUUUCAAAGGAGCGCUAGUGAGUAGAAAGUUUCGUUAACGAAUAUUACCGCGCGACAUCCGUAUGUCAAUAUGAAAAGUGAGAGAUACGUGACCAGAAAGAAGAGGAAAACCCAACAACCUGUUGCUUCCAAUAGCGCUCCGACUAUAGGUAUCAAGGCAGACGUCUCGGAAGCCAAUUUUGAAAAUGUGCCCUCGAAUAGCAAUAAUCAGAGAUCGCGGUCAAGGCAAACCGUUAUCUCUGAAUAUUUCACGUCCCCGAAAGAAACUUUGGCGCGCAAACCAAAAGCCGAGGACGGCGAGCCCGCGCCCAUAAUGAUCAACCUUCCACGACUUCUCAAUCAGUUACUGAAUGCCCGGGUGGUGUUAAACCGCGGAAUUCCCUCGAUAAAGACUAUGUCAACACAAGAAAUCAUAAGGAGGCGCUCCAAGUACAUGGUCCAGCGUUACUGCUACAAAUGUAAGAUCUUGGAGACGGAUCCCAUACAACGCUGCAUGAUCAAGAUUUGCCGCAGAUGCGAUACUCUACUGGUCUACGUGUGCACCAAAUGCAACGUGGAAUACUUCGUGCAAUACGGACAAUUGAUAAGGCACGUACGCAGUUGCGAGGGCAAUAACGAUAAACGAUUGAAGAAGAAUGUAUUGGACUCGAUCACUUUGUACUUCUGCGCCAACUGCUCUUUCGCGACCUCGCACAAGGGUAUGUUAAUCAGACACACAAAUGCCUUGCGUCACAAAGAAUUCAAAGGCGAGAAGGUGAUCCAAGCUCCGCGUCUGGGGGAAGAAGGUAAUUAUCGCCCAUUUCCAGUCGUCAAAGAAGACGUUGAUUUCUACGAAAAUGUUAUCAAGCGCUACUGUCCCAAGUGCAAGACAGUUGUGACCGGCUAUUGGACUAUACAAUACCAGAUUUGCUCUAACUGUCAAACGCGCUUGCUAUUCAGUUGCGACAAGUGUAAAUACAAGUGUUUGUUAUACUCGACUUUGAAUAAACACGCGAAAGUUAAGUGUCCUCGGCAAGGCUGUCGGUAAGAGAAAUAUGAUACACCUCGUCGCUUUGGCAAAUGGUACACUCUGAUUUGAAAUUGUAAGUGUUCUACAAUGCCGAACUGAAAAAAGAUUAACUUGAAAAUCGAAAGAAACACAAGCUGUCUUAUCGAUUAUAGGAAUUAAUUUUUGUAUUAUAAAUCAAGUAUACUUUCAAGUAUAUGAAAUGAAAUAGAAAGUAAUUUGUAAACCGAAUAUUUUUUUGUAAACAAUCAUAAAAAUAACUUUACAAGUUCUCUGUAAAUUAUUAGGAAAAUUGAAAUAUUGAAACCAAAUGUAUUCAAUAACAAUAAUAUAAAAGUAUGAAAAUUUAAUUUUAAAUAUGCAAUAGCAUGUGUAUUCUUGAAUAAUUUGUCGUUUGGUGAUGUAGUAAAAGGAACAUAUUUACGAGGCAUUUUCGAAGAAAGUCUCCGUCUUCUCGAACACGUGUUUUUGAGAAGACAUAAAAAAAGAGGGUGGGAAUAGUAGGAGUGUGAUUUAGUGAAGUAAAUGGCAAAGGAAUAUUUCAAUUUAUUAGUGAUCAAAAAGCUUUUGAGUGUUGUUCCCGCGGGUUAUUUAUUUUCGGUUCGUGCAAUAAUUGUCCAAUAAUCGUAUUCUUCUACUCUUCAAAAAGUAGUAUCCGUGAAAAUAAACCAUCGGCAUUGCUCGAUCGUCACAAAAGCAGUGGACGCGCGCUGUCUGCUACGAACGAUCAGCCGGUCUCUGUUUUAUAUACUUGUCCAUUCAAACUUCGCAAAUUCAUAUCGUUGCCAUUACAUUGCCCGAUGUCGAGCUUCUCGUAGAUGUAGGCGAAAACGAUGACUUGGAUAGAAAUACAAAAAUGAAUGAAAAGAACGCGCGUUGGAACGAAACAGGUCUGCGUAGGAAAGUAUGGACAUAGAUUUCGGCUGGACUAUUUUACAAUUGUACGGUGAGUUCAACGUAUAUAUCGCGUGUAGCGACAUCUUCAGAGAAUAUUAAGUGCUGUGAUAGAUAAAUACGCCAAUUAUAAAUACGAGCAAGCCAGAAUCGAACAACGUUGCUUCGCUCAUUUCUUACCGCGCAAACCAAUUUUACAUCGGCAACAAUUGUAAGUGUAUAUUUGCAGGUAUCGAUCAGAAGAUCGUGAAGGAUGUGCGUAUUGAAUCUAGACUCAAGUGUGAGCUGGGUAAAAAAAACCAGAACGUGCACGGAGGGCUCGCGACACUUUUGGAAUAUUUUCUCGCAAUGCCGCCAGUCACCUACGGAUUUUUCGAAUUUCAUAAUUGGUCUGCCUUGUCUCUUUUUUUCCAAAUUCAGGUGCAAAUUCAUUGCAAACAAAAUAGUCAACGUUUCCUUACUGCUAACUCGACUGUUAAGUGCCUGAGUAGCGAUAAAUCGUUUGCCCGAUAGCAAAUCCGUCCAAGUCUAACCAUUGACUGACUGUACCAAUCGCUUGUGGGCACUGCUCGUUUAGAUGUAAAAAAGAGAUCACCUGAAUUCUGUUGCGUUAAUAAUAAUAUUUUAAGGAAAGUUGCGAAUAAGCAGGAGUCCUGCUUUUUCAUUACCAACUCGAUUGAAGCAAAACUGUGAAUAAUUGCAACAAAAAAUUUUAAGCCGCUUUUUCACUCAUUUUGUAUUCUUGGUAUUAUAAAUCUCAUACCGAAUUAAUCUGUUUUGUGAUUACAUAUAUCGUAUGAGACGAUUUUAUAAUACCUUACUUGAAAAGUGAAGUGGAUCAAGUUUAAGCUACUGUGCAAAGUUAAAUAAAUGUAAAAAAUGUAAAAUGUCAUUUUUCCAAAUAAAUGCCAAAUAAAUAAAU